AUGAAAGCUGGGUAUCUUGUUUCAAAUAGACCAAUAUAUGUGGAAACAAGGAUUGAAAAUAAUGUUUGUGCGUUAUUGCUCCAUGCUGGAUACUUGACACCCUAUGAAAAUAAAUCACACAACUUAGUCUAUGUAGUCCCUAAUAAAGAAAUAAAGAGAUAUUUUUAUGAAAAAUUGUUUAUGAUAUGAAUCGAUAAAGCAAUUGAGAAAAAUAAAAUCAAUCUUUUUACAUGGAUAGAUAAAUAUAUUGAUUGUUUAGAGGACAAAGACCAGCUUCAAUAUCUUAUUCAAGUUGAGCUACUUGAUAAGAUGACUGACUGUUACAUCAAAAAUGAGGCUUUUUUCCAAAUUUAUACAGGAGGAAUAGCUCUUAUAGCAUUAGAACAAGCAUUGAGACCUAAUAUGAAUUGCAUAUAG
This is a messenger RNA of Blepharisma stoltei, 417 nucleotides long. The record is from the annotation of a GenBank genome assembly. NCBI's taxonomy places the organism in Eukaryota, Ciliophora, Heterotrichea, Heterotrichida, Blepharismidae.